AAUUUCUGGAAAUGUUGAAGGAGGAGUUGGAAAAGAGUGAGGAAGAGAGCUCCCUGUUAGACACGAUGACCAGGAGAGUUCUGCAAUCAGAACUCCCUGGUCCUACGGACGUCGAGAUGGCAUCUCCGGAGCCCCCUCCCAACAAAGUACCCCCUGAAGCCAAAAUAAAAAGUAGAGGGAAGAAUAGGGGUGCUCGCCACACCCCAAAAGAGAAAAGACAGGCUGAGGGGGAAAAUUAUGUUGGUGGACGAUCAGUCGUGAGGAGAAGGAUUGGAGGCAGGGGCAGUGGAAAAGAUAGAGGACGAGGAGGAAAUAAAGUUGGAGGACAAGGAAGAGGUGGUGGUCAAGGAAGAGGAGGUGGUCGCGGACGAGGAGGAGGUCGAGGAUGGGGAGACCCCAGAGGGCAUAGAGGCCGUGGUGGGGGUCUUACCCUCUAUCAGCAUUUUUAUGCUUAA
Molecule: messenger RNA, 455 nt
Organism: Chelonus insularis
Lineage: Eukaryota; Metazoa; Arthropoda; Insecta; Hymenoptera; Braconidae
Product: protein FAM98B-like
Exons: 2
Source: RefSeq, a predicted model, not a curated record